UCUGGGCCUGAUCCCUCUGCCAAAAUCAUGCUCCAUCAGAUCCUCGGUCAGGCCAAGAAAUAUCCAAGCUUGAUCCUCCACUUUGUAUUUAUUGGAGCCGAAAGUACUGGGGCAGCGCUGUGUAUCUUGCACCUGGCAUUGUUCAAUCCAGAUGUCUGCUGGGACAGAAAGGAUAACCCAGAAUCCUGGAACAAACUGGGUCCCAAUGAUCAAUACAAGUUCUACUCAAUGAAUUUAGGUUACAGCAAACUGAAGAGAGAAGGUCCAGACUUCUUAAUGAAAUGUUUCACUGAACAGCUGCUUAGGAUGAAGGUCUUCCAGAGGCCAUCUGCACCAUUGUCCACUUAA
Myotis brandtii (Brandt's bat) is the source of this 348-nucleotide messenger RNA. RefSeq names its product cytochrome c oxidase subunit NDUFA4. The record is from RefSeq and is a predicted model, not a curated record. Bases 28 to 348 code for a protein of 106 amino acids. NCBI's taxonomy places the organism in Eukaryota, Metazoa, Chordata, Mammalia, Chiroptera, Vespertilionidae. The transcript has a single exon.